UGUAUGACAGAUAACCUCAAUAUUUCAAUCCACCUUGUAUUGUACUGUGUUGUUUUGAUUUGAUAUUAUACAAUUUAAUAUUUCAAUUCUCGAAAAUGAGUGAGGAAACAAUUGAAAAUAAUCCAAACAAGAAGCGGGUGAGGAAAAAGCGUAAGAAUUUCUUGGCGAAUGCGAAGAAAUAUGCCAAAAAAGGUCAAAUGGGUCGCGGUACUCGAAUGCCUGAUGAAUUAUACCAAUAUUUCGUUGGUAUUUUGGACGCAAUGAAACAAGGACUCGAAGACAGGGAAGAGAGAGUGGCACUUGUAAACAAUGUCCUGGAAAGAACAAAAGGUGAAGAAUUAAAUGUGGUUGGAAACCAGCUCGGAUGUCGCGUCAUAGAGAUACUCCUCCCGUACGCUUCUGCUGAGGACUUCGAAAGAUUCAUCGAAGUCCUAUCUCCAGAGCUACGUAGAUUAUGUUCAGAUAACUUUACGAGCCAUGUAAUAGAGACAAUGUUGCGUGUCGCAUGUAACAGGGCUACAGAGAGUCUGCAAAAUGUCCAAGAAGAGGAAAUUCCCAAGAAGAAGAAGAAGAAAGAGAAAUCAGAGACGAAAUACAGUGAAGAACAUAUUCAGAAAUGUCAUGAAUUCACUUUAAAGAUUUGUAAAUAUGCAUUGAAUAAUCUGGAAGAUUUCGUGUGGGACUCAUAUGCUAACCAUAUUUUAAGAAGUGCUAUUAAAUGUUUAAGCGGAAUAACAUUAUUACCCGGAGAAAAACCGAAAGUUAACAUUUUUAAAGAGACUGUCAACGAUAAUAAAGGUAUACCUCCACAUUUGACUGAUUUGGAGUAUAAAGUUGUACCCGAAGAGUUUAAAGAAUUAGUCAAAGAAUUUGCCAACCGUCUCUCACAAUGGCCACAGUUUAAAGACUUAGCGUAUGAAAAUUUAACUUCAGUGUUGUUGCAAGUUUUAUUAUAUGCUAUCAAAAAUGUUGAUAAGAAUUUAACAAAGAGUUUACUUAAAAAGCUCUUGAAUGAGAGCUUUGCACCGGAAGGUUGGGUUUCAGAAGGUGUGGAUGAGAAGAAGGAGGGUAAAAUUGAGAUUGGUGAUGAAGAAGUGGAGAAUGGAGAAGUUAAAGAAUUGAGCUUGCCGCCAGUGUUUAGCAGUCAGCCAGCGGUUAGGUUGCUAGAAGCAGCAUUAUUUGUGGCAAAGAAGAAGAUGUACACACAGAUCUACGCACGGUGCUUCAUCAAUCGCCUCGGUCAACUGGCAACCAUGCCCAUGCUAAAUUUCACCGUCCAGAGGCUCAUUGACAACUGUCAAAUCAAAGAAGAGUUCGAGCCUCAGUUCGACGAGCUGGCGAGGUCGCUGGGCGCGGCGCUCGCGAGCGGCAGCUCGGGCGUGCUCGUCGCGGUCGCGAAGGCUUGUGUCAGGAUCAAGGCGAGACAGAUGCAGUUCAUUCAUACCUUGGAAUCCGUCCUCAAGUGCCCCGCGGAGCACCAGAAGUACUUCUCCGUGCUGGUGCUGCGGCUAUUGCCCUCAGACCGGGUGGAGCUCAGCAAGCUGGACAAGGAAUACUUUAUAAAUGUGCACGGCUCCGUCAUCUUGCAGUGUAUACUGGAGUUUCAGCGGCCAGCGAAAGCCGUGAACAGCCUUCUAGAACUAUCUCCCGAAGAGCUCCUAGUGAUACUCUGUGACGCGAAGGGGUGUCACGUGACCGACGUAUUCUGCACCAGCCAGUGUGUCGGCGUCAAGGCCCGCGACAAGAUGCUAUGGAGACUCAAGGGUUACUAUCAAAAGCUGGCUUUGUCCCAAUACGGUUCCCGAUCCUUCGAGAAACUCUACGAGGCGGCCUCUAGCGAACAGAAAGUGAAGAUCAUGACAGAAAUAUCGGAUAAAAGCAAUCUAUUGAAUAGCACGCCGUUCGGUCGGCUCAUCGCUGGCAAACUUGAUGUGGACACGUUCAAACUUUCGCAGAAGAAGUGGGAGCAGACUCGGCUGAACAAAGACAAUAAAUAAUUAUGAUUGUUUGGUUUUAAUUUUAA
Messenger RNA from Plodia interpunctella (Indianmeal moth), 2023 nucleotides. RefSeq lists its product as uncharacterized. The transcript is spliced from 7 exons. NCBI's taxonomy places the organism in Eukaryota, Metazoa, Arthropoda, Insecta, Lepidoptera, Pyralidae. The record is from RefSeq and is a predicted model, not a curated record. Gene Ontology annotation, biological process: endonucleolytic cleavage in 5'-ETS of tricistronic rRNA transcript (SSU-rRNA, 5.8S rRNA, LSU-rRNA); endonucleolytic cleavage in ITS1 to separate SSU-rRNA from 5.8S rRNA and LSU-rRNA from tricistronic rRNA transcript (SSU-rRNA, 5.8S rRNA, LSU-rRNA); ribosomal small subunit export from nucleus. The coding region runs from base 96 to 1997 and encodes 633 amino acids. Gene Ontology annotation, cellular component: preribosome, small subunit precursor; 90S preribosome; nucleolus. Gene Ontology annotation, molecular function: RNA binding.